AUGGGCGCAGCACCGUCGAUGGAUGCAGCGCGUCCAUGCAACAACCAGGACGCCGUCAAAGCACUUUUGCUAUAUCAUCAUCAUCUCGCUCUGCAAAAGUCUCCUGCCAAAGAUCAGCGUGCGACGUGUCCGGUGCCUCAUGGACCGCGCGGUGCUAUGGGCCCGGCGUCUGACGCGCCGUUGAACCCACUCAACAACAUGCCUGCCUUGUCGCAGGACCGCGCUCAUACACAAAAAAUGGAGCUUUCGCGUGAGCGCGUAGUAUCCUCUAUCCCACGUGCGAAGACAUCAGCGGCCCCAGGCGACUCGCCGUACGGCGCCCCGCAAUGCCCCAUCCCACAUGACCAGCGAAGUGCGCCGCGUCGUGAGGGUGCAUCGUGCCCUGUAUCGCAUGAAAAGGGCGAUGAAACGCCUGGAUACUGGGAGUAUCCAUCGCCGCAGCAGUUUUACAAUGCCCUCGUGCGCAAGGGCUGGGAGACGCCUGAAGAGCACGUGGAUAUGAUGGUGCUAAUCCACAACUUUUUGAACGAGCGCGCAUGGCAGGAGAUUGUGGACUGGGAAGCCAUGGCGGGUAGUGAUGUGUCGCAGCUCCAGCUGGCGCGCUUCCAGGGCCGGCCCGGCACACUCAGUCCGCGUGCUCGCAUGUUUAUGUGGCUAGCAUGGCUGUUCCCGGACAAAUUCAGCUCUGAGCCGCCCUUCGACCGGCAUGACUGGAUUGUGCGUCGUGGUCCGACCGAGGCCUAUCCUGAGGGCGAGGAAGUUCGCUACAUUAUUGACUACUACUCGUCGGAAGAAGACGAUGAUCCCAACAGCAACGAGGCGAACUUUAACCUCGAUGUGCGCCCUGCCAUUACCAACCUGUCUAUGGUGCAACUGCGCUGGAAAAAGCUGCGGCAAGAGUAUGAGUCGGGUGCGUUGCUUGCGCCGUUCCGUAGUGCGCCGCCACCGACGCCGCCCUCUGCUUAG
This is a messenger RNA of Malassezia restricta, 966 nucleotides long. RefSeq names its product cytochrome c heme-lyase. Gene Ontology annotation, molecular function: holocytochrome-c synthase activity. The record is from RefSeq and is a predicted model, not a curated record. Lineage: Eukaryota; Fungi; Basidiomycota; Malasseziomycetes; Malasseziales; Malasseziaceae. The coding region runs from base 1 to 966 and encodes 321 amino acids. Gene Ontology annotation, cellular component: mitochondrion. The transcript has a single exon. Gene Ontology annotation, biological process: cytochrome c-heme linkage.